AUGCACAAUAUCAUCGACGAGGUCAUACCAGAUUUACUGCCACCACCAGCGUUGCUCUGUUCCCAAGAUGACUCUGAGACACAUUUAACACGUGGAGAUUUCCUCUACUUCCACUAUGGUUGCGAUGGUUUCCAUGAUCAUGGUUGGGGUUGUGCCUAUCGUACAUUACAAUCAAUGAUAUCAUGGAUACUGCACAAACGUCAAUGGCAGUCCGUGUUGAGUGUACCAUCAUUACGGGAAAUACAAGAAACUUUAGUUCGUAUCGAAGAUAAACCUGCCCGUUUUGUGGGUUCUCGUGAUUGGAUUGGUGCCUUAGAGGUAUUCUACACUGUCGAUACUCUGUACGAUGUUCCAUGUAAAAUUUUACACAUAACCCGUUCGGAAGAUUUAAAUCAACAUAUUCCGGAACUUGUGCGCUACUUUCGUGAUUAUGGUGGUUUUGUUAUGAUGGGUGGUGAUAUGGAUGCAGCUUCCAAAGGGAUAGCGGGUGUUCACACUAAUGGCCGGGAUUCAUAUUUGCUUAUUGUGGAUCCCCAUUAUUCUGGCAUACCAUCCACAAUCGAUGAAUUAAUUAAAAAGGGCUAUAUACGUUGGCAAAAUACUAAAGAAUUUGUCGAUAGUUCCUUUUAUAAUCUUUGUCUACCAUAUCUUAAAUAA
Musca vetustissima is the source of this 657-nucleotide messenger RNA. RefSeq names its product probable Ufm1-specific protease 1 (gene Ufsp1). The transcript is spliced from 2 exons. NCBI's taxonomy places the organism in Eukaryota, Metazoa, Arthropoda, Insecta, Diptera, Muscidae. Bases 1 to 657 code for a protein of 218 amino acids. The record is from RefSeq and is a predicted model, not a curated record.